This is a messenger RNA of Sapajus apella (tufted capuchin), 2230 nucleotides long. RefSeq names its product serpin family A member 5 (gene SERPINA5). Gene Ontology annotation, biological process: negative regulation of endopeptidase activity. The transcript has 5 exons. The coding region runs from base 136 to 1356 and encodes 406 amino acids. NCBI's taxonomy places the organism in Eukaryota, Metazoa, Chordata, Mammalia, Primates, Cebidae. The record is from RefSeq and is a predicted model, not a curated record. Gene Ontology annotation, molecular function: serine-type endopeptidase inhibitor activity.
AGACUGGGCCGGCUGUGGUCAGUGACAAAUGCUGGCUGCAGUCCAGCCAGCCCUCUGCCCUUUCCUGAGCCUGAGGGACUGCCACCUCCACUGUGUGCACGCUCGGCUGCAGGAGACAAACAAAGGACAGCCACCAUGCAGCUCUUCCUCUUCUUGUGCCUGCUGCUUCUCAGCCCUCCGGGGGCCUCCCUCUACCGCCAUCACUCCCGGGAGAUGAAGUAUAGAGUCAAGGACCUCCAUGUAAGUGACAUGGUGGCCCCCAGCAGCAGAAAGGACUUUACCUUUGACCUUUACAGGGCCUUGGCUGCCACUGCCCCCAGCCAGAACGUCUUCUUCUCCCCUGUGAGUGUCUCCAUGAGCCUGGCCAUGCUCUCCCUUGGGGCUGGGUCCAGCACCAAGACACAGAUCCUGGAGGGCCUGGGCCUCAACCUGCAGGAAGGCUCAGAGGAGGAGCUACACAGAGGCUUCCAACAGCUCCUGCAGGAGCUCAACCAGCCCAGAGAUGGCUUCCAGCUGAGCCUUGGCAACGCCCUGUUCACAGACCCAGUGGUGGACGUGCGGGACACCUUCAUGAGUGCCAUGAAGACGAUGUACCUGGCAGACACUUUCCCCACUAACUUUGGGGACUCUGUGGGGGCCCUGAAACAGAUCAAUGACUAUGUGGCAAAACAAACAAAGGGCAAGAUUGUGGACUUGCUUAAGAACCUCGACAGCGACGCAGUCAUGGUCAUGGUGAAUUACAUCUUCUUUAAAGCUAAGUGGGAGACAAGUUUCAACCACAAAAACACUCAAGAGCAAGACUUCUAUGUGACCUCGGAGACUGUGGUGCGGGUACCCAUGAUGAGCCAUGAGGAUCACUAUCACUACUUCCUGGACCGGAACCUCUCCUGCAGGGUGGUGGGGGUCCCCUACCAAGGCAAUGCCACAGCUUUGUUCAUUCUCCCCAGCGAGGGAAAGAUGCAGCAGGUGGAGAAUGGACUGAGUGAGAAAACGCUGAGGAAGUGGUUUAAGAUGUUCAGAAAGAGGCAGCUCGAGCUUUACCUUCCCAAAUUCUCCAUUGAGGGCUCCUAUCAGCUGGAGAAAGUCCUCCCCAAGCUAGGGAUCAGUGAUGUCUUCACAUCCCAUGCUGACCUGUCCGGCCUCAGCAACCACUCAAACAUCCAGGUGUCUGAGAUGGUGCACAAAGCUAUGGUGGAGGUGGAUGAGUCUGGGACCAGAGCGGCAGCAGCCACUGGGACAAUCUUCAUGUUCAGGUCGGCCCACGUGGGUUCUCAGAGGCUAGUGUUCAACAGGCCCUUUCUGAUGCUCAUUGUGGAGAACAAUAUCCUCUUCCUCGGCAAAGUGAACCGCCCCUGAGUGGGGCUUCUUCUGAAAUCUACAGGCCUCGGGUGGGACAUGAAGGUGGGUGUGCUAUGGCCCGUCCGUAUGCUGGUAGCUAGUGAUUUACACUGGUUUAGUUGACUAAUGAGGCAUUACAAACAAUAAAAUUACUAAAUAAGAUUGCUUCCACCCACACAACCACAAGAUACAGGUGCCUUGGGGAAAUUUGGAGAACAUUCAGUCUUGCCCUCACAAUUUAUCAAGAAAGAUUAGCACUGAGAUCCAGAGAGGCUGGUUGACAUGCUCAAGUUCACCAGCAUGUUAGUGGAGGAGACAGGUCCAGAGUCCAGGCCCUUGAUGCCCAGCUCAGUGCCACAAAGCUCAGGAGGAGGGUUCCAGUGGGCGAGGGCCACCAGGAAGCACACGUCCAAGCCUGGUCCCCCACCUAUCAGCAACAGUAACUGUCAGUUCAUCCUGCAUGAGAAAAAUACUGGGAUGGGAGUCUGAAAUGGGGCUACUCUUUUGGCCCUAACCUGCUGUGUGACAUUGGGGCAACAUUUUUUCUCUCUGGACCUCAGUUUCCCUCUGUAUACAAGGAUCAGACACUUGCUGCGAUCCAAGGACUCCUGAAAUCAUAUAGAAAGGCUGAGGUGUGCCCUGUCAAUCAUGGUUGAUUUCAAAACACUCAAGAGCCAUUCAUCCUGUAAGACAAACAUCUGGAUAUUAGGGUGGAAAUGGCCCAUUUGAUGAUUGAUUAUAUCAUCUUGUGGAUAUGGUUAUAAUCUUAUGGGCCUGGAUGGGAGUGGAAGAAGGGAAGCCUGUUGCAAAGAGUAGAGUAUCAGUUGCAGGUGUCAAUGACUAACUUUUUGAAUUUUACAUUGGCAUUAACAAUAAAGCAUUUUGCAAACAC